This is a messenger RNA of Propithecus coquereli (Coquerel's sifaka), 1881 nucleotides long. It is a transcript of the gene DDX53, whose product is annotated as DEAD (Asp-Glu-Ala-Asp) box polypeptide 53. NCBI's taxonomy places the organism in Eukaryota, Metazoa, Chordata, Mammalia, Primates, Indriidae. The record is from RefSeq and is a predicted model, not a curated record. The transcript has a single exon. Gene Ontology annotation, molecular function: RNA helicase activity; ATP binding; RNA binding. Bases 1 to 1881 code for a protein of 626 amino acids.
AUGUCCCGGGCCCCAGAGUGGAAGAGGGCAGAACCUAAUCCUAGAAAUCAUGGGGCCAACUGGGAUGGCAGAGGUGGCAGAGGCAGCGGCAGGAGUGGCCCCUCCAGCCACCUUGGGCCUAGGGCGGCAGGCUCCCAUGAACCACCACUCUGCUUUACAGUGAAAAAAAACAUGGUUGGUGCAAUAAUUGGUCGUGGUGGGUCAAAAAUAAAUGACCUAAAACGUUUGACAAACACUAAAAUACAAAUCAUAAACGGGGAUUCUGAAGCGGAGGUAAAAAUUUUUGGCAGCAUGGACAUGAAACUAAAGGCUAAAGCAGCUAUAGAAACUCUUAUUAAAAAACAAGAAAGCUGCAAGCUAGAAUCCAAUGUUGAUAAUGCAGCAUCCCAACCCCCUGUUGUAAGAGAUUUAAGCACAGCUGACAUUGCUAGAGCACAUCGGCCAUCGCUAGAUUGGGAUCAAAUCAAGGUAGCCGGUGCGGAGCGGGAAAAAAGAAAAUGGGCUGAUUUACCACCAAUUAAGAAAAACUUUUACAUAGAAUCCAAAGCGACAAGCUCCAUGUCUAAAGCGCAGGUAGAAAAUUGGAGAAAGGAAAAUUUCAACAUAAUGUGUGAUGACUUGAAAGAUGGUGAAAAACGUCGUAUCCCCAAUCCAACUUGUAACUUCGAAGACGCUUUCCGGGACUACCCGGAGCUUAUGAAAAACAUAACGGAGGCAGGUUUUAAAAAUCCAACACCAAUUCAGUCUCAGGCGUGGCCAAUUGUUCUACAAGGAAUAGAUCUUAUAGGAAUCGCCCAAACCGGAACAGGCAAAACAUUGUCCUAUUUAAUGCCUGGCUUUAUUCAUCUUGACUCUCAACCAAUAUCUACAGAGGAAAGAAAUGGACCUGGGAUGCUGGUCCUUACACCUACUAGGGAAUUAGCUCUUCAGGUGGAAGCUGAAUGUUCUAAGUAUUCAUAUAAAGGUCUUAAAAGUGUUUGCAUUUAUGGUGGCAGAAAAAGAGAGAGACAAAUACAGGACAUUGCCAAAGGUGUAGAUAUCAUUAUUGCAACUCCUGGGAGACUGAACGAUCUGCAAAUGAAUAACCUUGUCAACCUAAGAAGCAUAACAUUCUUGGUCUUGGAUGAGGCAGAUAAAAUGCUGGAUCUGGGAUUUGAACCCCAGAUAAUGAAGAUUUUAUUAGAUGUGCGCCCAGACCGGCAAACUGUUAUGACAAGUGCAACUUGGCCAGCUGCCGUUCGUCGACUUGCACAUUCUUAUUUGAAAGAGCCUAUGAUUGUUUAUGUUGGUACUCUAGAUCUAGUUGCUGUAAACACAGUGAAGCAAAAUAUAAUUGUUACCACAGAAACAGAAAAACGAGCUCUUAUGCAAGAAUUCCUGGACAGCAUGUCACCCAACGACAAAGUCAUCGUGUUUGUCAGCCGAAAACUUAUUGCUGAUGACUUAUCAAGUGAUUUAGGUAUCCGAGGCAUUCCUGUACAAUCACUGCAUGGUGACAGAGAACAAAUUGAUCGAGAGCAAGCACUAGAAGACUUUAAAAGUGGAAAAGUAAAAAUAUUGAUAGCGACUGAUUUAGCCUCCCGAGGUCUUGAUGUUAAUGAUAUCACACACGUAUACAAUUAUAAUUUCCCACGAAAUAUUGAAGAAUAUGUACACAGAAUAGGGCGUACUGGAAGAGCAGGAAAGACUGGCACAUCGAUUACCCUUAUCACUCAAGAUGAUUCGAAGAUUGCCAAUGAAUUGAUUAAAAUUCUGGAAAGAGCAAAUCAGAGUGUUCCAGAAGAUCUUGUGAAAAUGGCUGAGCAAUAUAAAUUACAUCAACAAAAAAGGGGUGCAGGAAGAUCAAGAAAAUACGGAGAAAAACCCAAGGAGUUUUAUUAA